CUGCGAAAAUCGCGUUCGACUGUCAAUUUGUUUUUAAUUGAAAUUUUGUUGCGAAUUUGAUAUUAUUUAAUUAUCUGAAAAUAUGUGGAAGUACGGACAAAACCAGGGAAAUCAAGGCCCUGCAGGUGCCGGCGGAGGAGGUGGCAACCCCAAUAUGAUGCCAAUGGGCGGCUUCGGCAUGCAGGGCAAUAUGCAGCAGAUGCACAUGUCCCCCCAGCACCAGCAGCAGCAAAUGGGCAUGAUGGGUGGCCCGGGAGGAAUGCAAAUGAAUCCGCAGGCGGGAGGACCCGGAGGUCUGAUGCCAGGAAUGUCACCGCAGCAUCAGAUGCAGCAGCAACAGAUGAUGCAACAGCAGAUGAUGGGCCAACAGCAAGGAGUCGCCGGCAUGGGCGGUGGCGUUGUUGGAAUGGGUGGUCCCGGUGGAAUGGGUGGAGCAGCCGGUGGGGUUAUGCCCCAACAACAGCAGCAGCCGCAGAACAUGCCACAGCAACAACAGACGCCGCAACAGCUCACCCCAGGGGCAGGAGUAGCACCCGGAGGCGCUGGCGGGAGCAACAACAUGCUAGCUAUUUCACAACAAAAUCCCCACAAGGAGAUUAACAUAGUUCAACUGUCGCGCCUGGGUCAGGAGACGGUCCAGGACAUAGCCUCACGAUUCCAGGAGGUAUUCUCCGCCCUCAAGAACAUACAGCCCACCUCGCAUCGCGAUAACAAUACGGAAAAGAAGGUGCAGGAGUAUUUCCGCACAAUUCGUUUGCUCUUCAAAAGAGUCCGCAUCAUCUACGAGAAGUGUAACGACGCCGGAAUGGAUUACAUGAGUGCAGAGAACCUAAUUCCAUACCGAGACGAACCGGAGCCAAGGAUUGAGCCUUCGCAGUGCGACGAGUACCGGAAGGUGGUCCAAGAGAAUCACGAGCUCAUAGAGACUGUAAAGUUAAAGAACCGACAGCUGAGGGAGAUUAUCGACAGAACGCGUAUAAUUAUAUGGGAGAUCAACACUAUGCUGGCCAUGCGACGUUCUUAGGUUUAUGUUUUUAAAUUAAGAUUCAAUAAAAAUAUAUA
Molecule: messenger RNA, 1062 nt
Organism: Drosophila bipectinata
Lineage: Eukaryota; Metazoa; Arthropoda; Insecta; Diptera; Drosophilidae
Gene: MED30
Product: Mediator complex subunit 30
Biological process (GO): positive regulation of DNA-templated transcription
Cellular component (GO): mediator complex
Molecular function (GO): transcription coregulator activity
Source: RefSeq, a predicted model, not a curated record